CUGGCGGUUGCCCUGGAAACCUGGCGCGCAUGUGCAGCUGGGCCGAGCUGCGGGGCCUGCCGGGAAGGCUGCGGGGACGGUCCGGCGCUCGGAGAGUGUGCGCCCCGCUCCAGGCCGGGAUCGCGGAUGGAAGCGAACGGGCACGCCGCAGAGAUGGCGGGGAGCGCCGGCGAGUGGUGCCUGAUGGAGAGCGAUCCCGGAGUUUUCACGGAGCUGAUCAAGGGCUUCGGAUGCAAGGGUGUUCAGGUGGAGGAAAUAUGGAGUCUAGAACCAGAAAACUUUGACAAAUUAAAACCAGUUCAUGGCCUGAUCUUCCUAUUCAAGUGGCAGCCAGGAGAAGAACCAGCAGGAUCCAUUGUUCAGGAUUCAAGACUUGAGAAGAUCUUCUUUGCCAAACAGGUUAUCAAUAAUGCCUGUGCAACUCAAGCUAUUAUCAGUGUGUUACUGAACUGUAUUCAUCCAGAUAUAGAACUAGGGGAGACUCUUGGGGAAUUUAAAGAAUUCUCACAAAGCUUUGAUGCUGCCAUGAAAGGUUUGGCUCUGAGCAACUCUGAAGUCAUUCGGCAAGUUCACAAUGGCUUUGCCAGGCAGCAGAUGUUUGAGUUUGAUGCCAAGACUGCAGGAAAGGAGGAAGAUGCAUUCCAUUUCGUCAGUUACUUUCCCGUUCAUGGAAGGUUAUAUGAACUGGAUGGAUUAAGAGAAGGGCCAAUCGACUUGGGAACAUGUAAUCAAGAUGACUGGGUCAGUGCAGUGCGACCAGUCAUAGAGAAGCGAAUACAAAAGUACAGUGAGGGAGAGAUAAGGUUUAAUCUUAUGGCAAUUGUGUCAGACAGGAAGAUGAUAUAUGAAAGAAAGAUUACAGAUCUACAGAGACAACUGUCAGAGGAAGAACCCAUGGAUACAGAUCAGAGCAGCAGUGUCAUAAACUCUAUUCAGUCAGAAGUAGCUAAGUAUCAGAUGCUGAUUGAAGAAGAAAAUCAGAAAUUGAAACGGUAUAAGAUUGAAAAUGUCAGAAGAAAACACAACUACCUGCCCUUCAUCAUGGAACUGUUAAAGACUUUGGCAGAACACCAACAAUUAAUACCACUAGUAGAAAAGGCAAAAGAAAAACAGAAUGCCAAGAAAGCUCAAGAAGCCAAGUGAAACAACUUCUUCUCAAUAAAGUUUGACCAUUUGCUGCUGAUAAUUCUGUUUUAAGAAGUGAACUCUGCCCAACGCCCAGUGGACUUUUCAGAUGCUGUUAACGAGUGCAAAGUACUCUCCUAUUUGAAAUUAUACACCUUGUACAAGUCUUUUAAUUGUUCCUCAUUUGCAAUGUGUGCAUGCAUUACAUACCCUGUUUAAUACAAAUGAGAUUUUUUAAAAAAAAAUUUCCCCAUGCAAAUUUUUCAAAGUGUUGCCAACACUUUACAACCCAGAUUUCAAAAGAGUCACUUUUUUGUCUUGUGUUGAGUAAUGCAAUUGAUUAGAUGCAUGACAAGGUAAUAAAUACUAAAUAAAAAUUAUUAUUUAAAAAAAUAAAUCCUUGCUACUGUGUUUUGAGUCAGAUCAAUGAGUUGUUGCAGGUUUGUGCUCUGAAUGCUCAAUGCUGAGAAGAAAAAAUAAGCUUUGGUUAUUGAGGUAGAAAUUAUGGUUCAUGUGUUUCUUUUAAGCAACACAUUGUGACUCAAUAUUUUCAGAAAUAGAAGUCAAAUAAAUAAUAAAUGCCAUGAGCACAUAACCAGGUUGUUAUGGACAGCUGAAAGGCCCAUGAGAGAUUUUGACUUGUUCAUGUUCUCCUCUGUUCCCAGAAGCACAAAGACUAUUUUUGUUCUAGGGCUUGAUUUCCGAAACAGGAAUUUGAUCUAUUUUUAUUCUCUUGUGUUUGCAUCAUCGAAAGAAUAACUUAAAAACUAAUCAAUAACUAGCCAGCAGAUAAAAUCUGCAAUUGUUUUGGUCUUCACCCUGUCAUUUUGAAAAAUGUCUGUCAGCCCCAGAAGUUUAAUGAUGUCUUUGUUAGCUGUUUUUAAAUCAAAUUGGUUAUUCUGCUUUUGUCAUUUUAAAUCCUGUGCCAGUAAACAACUUUGGGAUUG
Molecule: messenger RNA, 2072 nt
Organism: Pristis pectinata (smalltooth sawfish)
Lineage: Eukaryota; Metazoa; Chordata; Chondrichthyes; Rhinopristiformes; Pristidae
Gene: uchl5
Product: ubiquitin carboxyl-terminal hydrolase L5
Exons: 11
Coding region: 127-1143 (338 amino acids)
Biological process (GO): ubiquitin-dependent protein catabolic process; protein deubiquitination
Cellular component (GO): cytoplasm; Ino80 complex
Molecular function (GO): proteasome binding; cysteine-type deubiquitinase activity
Source: RefSeq, a predicted model, not a curated record